Molecule: messenger RNA, 8268 nt
Organism: Hemiscyllium ocellatum (epaulette shark)
Lineage: Eukaryota; Metazoa; Chordata; Chondrichthyes; Orectolobiformes; Hemiscylliidae
Gene: lrrc3ca
Product: leucine rich repeat containing 3Ca
Exons: 2
Coding region: 462-1244 (260 amino acids)
Molecular function (GO): protein binding
Source: RefSeq, a predicted model, not a curated record
GGGGGUGGGGGUGAAGAGGGUGAGAUCGGAUUCACACACACACACACACACAGAGGAGCAGUGACAGACUGCAGGAGGCAAAAAUCAUCCAAGGACAGAGAGAGAGAAAAAAACAAGAGACGGGAAGCCAUCCGCACGAAGAACUCCACAGCGUCAAGUGAACCAUUCGAUUGAUAAAUCUGCAGCAAACAACACGUAGUUGCUCUUGGUGGAGAUUGUGGGGAAAGCGGAUAAAAUAAAGUGAUCGGAGAUACUUGAAGAAGGAACCCAUGAGUCGAAGCAGACUGAAUAAUUGUGUCUGAGGAAGACUCUUGGUGUCAAUGGAAGGAGCCGGAGAGAGAAAGACAAUCUAGCUUCAAGAUUAUAUACGUUGAUUGAAGAGCGUGUUCGCAGAAGGUCCCACAGACACUGGGCUGUGCUUUUGAAUUGGAGGAUUUCCAGGAAUAUGCUGAUGCCGCAGAAUGGAGCUGAGGAACCGAUUCCUGCGGCACUCUGUCGCCAUGUGGCUGCUUUUGCAAAGUUUUGUUCUGAUGACCUUUUGCUUUAACUCAGCGACAACAUGCCCAAAAGGCUGUUACUGUGCCGAGCCAGAGAAGAGGUUGAUUGUCCGCUGCAGUGACAUGCACCUGAGAGAGGUCCCCAAGGACAUUCCAAAUAAUACUUGGAAGCUCUACCUUGAUUCCAACCAAAUAACGUCUAUUCCACGGGAUGUUUUCAAGGAUCUGCGGGAGCUUGAGGAACUGGAUCUGUCCAAUAAUGCCAUUCAGCACUUGGAGACUGGGGCAUUCCGUGGUCUGAACGAAAGCCUGAAGAUUCUGAAUCUCUCACACAAUAAACUGGAGACGGUGAAUGAGGACGUGUUCAGUAGACUGAAAGCCAGUAUAAAACUUUCAGGCAACCCCUGGUUCUGUGAUUGCAGGCUGCAGGAAAUGAUUAAGACGGUGAACAUUAAAAUCGGGUUGUCCAAUGACAUUAUCUGUGCGACCGCCUACCCCGAGGAACAUGCCAAGAAGUCUUUCCUGGAGGUCGCACACCACGUGAACUUCUGCAACGUUCACAAAAAGACCACCGACGUGGCCAUGCUGAUCACCAUGUUCGGCUGGUUCACCAUGGUCAUCUCCUACCUGGUAUACUACGUGAGACAGAAUCAAGAAGACGCAAGACGGCACCUUGAGUACUUGAAGUCACUACCUAGCAAGCAGAGGAAAUCAGAGGCCUCCUCCACCAUUAGCACAGUGGUGUAACUCUACGUGUUGAGAGGGGAAAUCUAGGGAUGGGGUUCUGGGAAGAAAAAAAGGAAUGGAACCCACUGGAAGACACUGUAAAGAUCCAACUGGGACAAGUCAGCAUUUGAAAACCCAGUGGACCACAACUCUGGCCUCCAUCCUCCCUCACAGAACUCUCACCCUUAAUAAUGAAAUGGGUUGCCAAAAGUAACUAGUAUUGAGUAUGCUCGUGCUCUGCUCAGUAUUGUACUGAGAUUGAGGUCACCGUCUAGUCUACCCACGAAUACGAAAAAUACUGUUGAUGCCUUAUGCUCUUGAAAACUAAGGAAUGAGCCAGUAACAGGAGGAGAAUAAGCCUAUUAUUUAAUGUAUUCUGAAGGACUAUUCUUCCAUUUAGGUCAGCCAAGGUUUAGUUCCUUCUUAGUUUCUGUAUUUUAUUCUUUCUUUCUGUUACUAGGCAUCCAGGUUUUGGAGGUCUGUGUCCAGCUCGUACUAAUGCAACAUGGUUUUGACAGUUUGCAGGCCUUAUAACUGAGAGAGUGAUACAUAGAGCAGCAAAGUGUUUUCCUGGCAGAAUCAGGGGACUGAUUUGAAGUUGAGGAUAUUGGUGGCGUAAAUCCUGGAAACCUAUGUUGCAUCAGUCCUGAAAUGGUUCAAAAUAUCCUGUAUUACAACAUGCAGAUUUGGUUGAAUUCCGUGGGCCCACAGCCAAAAGUGUAGGGCAUGUAAACUGGCAAAGGUGAUCAGGAGUUGCUCUGUGUAAAGCCUGUAUUCACCAUCUGUUCAAAGUUGCAAUUCUGUAACGUGGGGUGGAAGUGCAGGGAAGAAAGUAAUGGGACCUGCCACCCAUCUUUGAACUGGUUCAGGGAUAGUGCAGCACUCGGAGCAGUAUCCCCUCAGGAGCUGGUUUGUCAUUAGUGUUGUUUUCUCUAACUAGGUUUUGCUCCUUAAUGAGCUGUGACAACUGAAUGCUGGUAAGAGUUGAGCUCCUUGUUGUGUUACAUCUCCUCUCUUGCUUAUGCCCACGUUCUCGUAUCCAUUGGCAAUGCUUGAGCGGUUCAGUGGUCACCAAUGGGGCAGUGCUGAUGGUGAACUGUAGUUCAAUAUAAACCCCUGGGAAUGUUAUUUCUAUUUUUCCCAGUUUAUUGUAUCCCUGUCAGAUGGGGACACCUGCCUUUUAUUUGAUUUUUAAAAAAAUUUGAAUGACCCUUAUCAAGGAAGUAGAAUCGUGCUCCUGACCCACAAAUCGACAACAGUGACUUUUUGUUUCUUACCCAGGGGUUAGAGUGCAAAUUGUAUUGUCAGGGGUGGUUUUUGUUGGAAAGCAAUGAAUUGUCCAGACCUGCAUUGAUGGGGUGCAUUUAAUAAGACCAAAUUCCCGUGAUUAAGUGAUUGGAUUGAUGCUUCAUAACUGCUAGGUAAAAGAAUAAACGAAGUCUGAACAAUCACAUGUAGUUAGGCCUUUCAGCUUAUGUAACCCAGUGAGACUCAGCUUGCUAGAGUUAUAUUCGGAAAGAAUUAUAAUUUCAAAUCUUUGACCUGGUUUCAAUUUCAAUUUUAUUGCAUUCUUCUUGGGAACCUAGAUUGAGAUUGUCCAGUCAACCCAGGUGCCUCUAUUAGUAAUAAUAUUUCCAACCUCAGUUUACUAUUCAUAAGGGCACAUAAGAAAUCACAGCCAUGAUAACGAUCAGGUUGGGCUUCUCAGGGUGGAUUGAUGAAUGGAAAAUCCUGUUUAGCAAAGUUGUUGGAAUUUUUUGAAGACAUUACUAACACAAUUGAUAAAGGGAACCGGAACGUCCCUUUCAAGAGAACCAGAAUUCAAGAGCAGGGACUGUAUAAGGCUCUAGUCAGAUCAAAUUUGAAAUCUGGUGUGCAAUUUUGGACCCCGUAUCUAAGGAAGAAUAUACCACAUUUCAGAAGAGGUUUACAAGAAUGAUCCCAGGAUAAAGCGCUUGUCAUAUGAGGAGCGGUUAAAGACUCUGGAUCUGUACUCAUGGGAGUUUAGGAGGGACAUCUGAUUGAAAUUCACAGAGAGAUCCAGAUAGAAUGGACUUAGAAAAGACAUUUCUACUGGUAGGAGAGAAUAGGAUUUGAAAGCACAGCCUCACAGUGAAGGGAAGAGCCUUCAGACCCAAGAUGAGGAAGAAUUUCUUCAGCCAAAGGGUGGUGAAUCUGUGGAACUCAUUGCCAUAGGAGGCUGUGGAGGCCAAGUCAUUGAAUGUGUUUAACACAGCAAUAGAUAGGUUCUUGAUUUGUAAGGGGAUUAAGGGUUACAGGGAGAAGGCAGCAGAAUGGGGUUGAGAAAUAUAUCAGCCAUGAGCAAAUGGUGAAGGAGACUUGAUAUGUUGAAUGACCUAAGUCUGCUCCAGUGUCUUAUGAUCAUAUGGAUGUAGUAUAUUUAGAUUUUCAGAAGACUUUCCAUGAAUUCCAUACAGGAGAUUGAUUAGAAGGAUUGAAGCACAUGUAAGGGAGGGAAAGUAUUGGUAUAAAUUGGCUAACAUACAGAAAACAGAGUGUGAAAAUAAAUGGAGCUUUCUUGAAUUGACAAACUGUAAUUAAUGGGAUAUGGGAAGGAUUAGUACUCCCCAGCCAUUUACAAUAUAUGUUAAUGAGUUGGAGAAAGGGACCAAAUAUAAUAUUUCGAAAUUUUCAGAUGAUACGAAGCUAAGUGGGAAUGUGUGUUGUGAGGAAUAUAUAAAGCAAAUUGAGGAGGAUUUGGACAGGCUUAGUGAGUGGGUAAGAACGUCACAAUGGAAUCUAAUGUAGAAAAAUGUGAGGAUAUCAAUUUUGGCAGGAGGAACAGAUGUGCAGAGUAUUUCUUAAAUAGUAAGAGUUUGGAAAGUGUAGAUGUACAAAGGGAUGUGGGUGUCCUUGGUAAGUGAUAGAAGGUUCACAUUCAGGUGUAGCAAGCUAUUAGGAGGGUCAAUGGAAUGUUGGUCUUCAUUGCAAGUGGAUUUGAAUAUAGAUGUAUUGACACCUUGCUUCAAUUGUAUAGGAUUUUGGCAAGACUCCGCCUAAAGGACCGUGUGCAGUUUUGGUUUCCUUAUCUCAGGAAAGAUAUUAUUCCCAGAGAGGGCGAACAACAAGGUUCACCUGACUUGUUCCUGGGAUGCUGUUAUUGUCCCGGGAAGGGAUAUUUGGGAAACUGGACUUGUGUUCUCUACAGUAUCGAAGGAGGAGAGGACACCUCAUUCCAAUCUACAAAAUAAUAAAGGGUAAAUGCCGGUAAGAUAUUUCCUCUGGUUAGUGAAACUGGGAGGAGAAAGUGAGGACUGCAGAUGCUGGAGAUCAGAGCUGAAAAUGUGUUGCUGGAAAUGUGCAGCAAUAAGGCAGCAUCCAAGGAACAGGAGAAUCGACGUUUCGGGCAUAAGCCCUUCUUCAGGAAUGAGGAAAGUGUCCAGCAGGCUAAGAUAAAAGGUAGGGAGGAGGGACUUGGGGGAGGCGCGUUGGAGAUGCGCUAGGUAGGAAUCUGUAGCAUAAUUGAAAAUUAAAAGGGAUACCACUUAGGUCUGAGCUGAGAAGAAAUAAUUUUACCAUGAGUGUUGCGAAUCUUUGGAAUUCUCUACCACAGAGGGCUGUGGAAGCUCAGUAUGUGAGUAUUUUUCUGGUAGAAAUUGACAGAUUUUUGAUGAUAGUGGUGUUCAAGAUUAUGGGGAUGGGGUGGAUAAAAGGCAUUCAAAUGUUCGAUCAGCCAUGAUCAUAUUCAACAGUAGGACAGUCACAAUGGGCUAAAGGACCUCCUCCUGUUCCUAUGUUCCUGUAACAAUUUCUCAAAAGAGCUUUGUUUAAGUUAUUUACACAGCUUGGGCAUUGGCUCUGAUUUCAAAUAUGAAGCAGUUCUUCUGAGCACCUUGUAAAGCAAGACAGUGGCGUCAUGUCAAAUGAGACAAUGUAAGGUUUUUUUUUAAACAAUUGAAGAUGGAAUGGUUCACUGACAUCACUAAGGCUAGUCUUCCGAGACAGCUGCCGAGAUACUGAGCUCGAACGUUUAGCCAAAACACUGAAAACUGGAGAAAGCCCCUUUAACUCAAUGCUGCAAUGAAGAUUUUACACCAUUUCUAGGUCCCAUCCAUAACAGAUCUCUGGCCAAGGCUUUUGGCCACCAAUACUGACAGUAAUAACUCAACUGCAUUGAAGUUCAACAACAAUUGCUGUUGAUCAUUAGCUGUUUUCCACACAAAACCAGGAUAGGCAAUAUUGCUUCUUCUUCACAGAAGGUUCAAUAAAAAGUAGAAAAUUAGUUUGAAAUUCUUUGGGUAGCAAGGAUUUCAGGGUUGAUUAGUUAACUGUGAAAAAUAUCUGCUAAAUUCAAACUCAGUUGACCUGGAAAACAGCGUAAUAAACAUUUGGAACAAUUUUCUUGAUUUCAAGCUCUUAAUGUGGUCACAUUCCUCAUUUCUCCUCUCAACAGCGGGGGAAGGAUAAUUGUACCCAACUCAACUAAAGAACUCUUCACAACCAUAGGCUAACUGAACAAAAUGGACACUAUUUAUUUAUCUAUUUGUUCUCUGCUGUGAUUUUUUUUUUAAAAAGCUGUGAAUUCCUCUGAUGUUAGUCUAACCCCUUUUAGUUUAGGUUGGCCAAUACUAUUUUGAACAGUUCUGGAAUGGGAAGACUAACAUAUGAAGAGAGGCUGGAUUGGUUAAAACUUUAUUCACUGGAAUUUAGAGGACUGAGGUGUCCUGCGGUGUAAUCUCAUGGAAUCCUACAAAAUUCUAACAGGACUAGACAGGGUAAACAAAGAAGGAUGUUUCCAAUGACCGGGGAGUUCAGAACCAGGGGUCAUAGUUUUAUGGAAUGAGGUAGAUCACCUAGGACUGAGAUGAGGAGAAAUUUCUUCAGCCAGAGAAUGGUGAGCCUGUGGAAUUCGCUGCUACAUAAAGCUGUUGAGGUCAAAAAUGCCAAAUGAUUUCAAUAACCACUUAGUUAUUGUCCUUCAGACUAAAGGUAUGGGGAGAAAAUGGGAAGACGGUGCUGAGUUGGAUCAUCAGCCGUGAUCACAUGGAAUGGGGGGAUGAGCAGGUUCAAAGGGAUGAAAAGCCUACUUUUUCUCCUAGUUUCAAUAUUUCUGUGAUCAAAAUCUUCAUCGUUUGGGGAAACUGGUUUCACGAGAUAAAAAUAAUUGAAGGCAGCAAGUCUAGAAGAAGCAAUGGUGGAUAUGAACUGUAGGCGAAUCAGUGGAAGAUAGGUAACCCUAGAUAAGAAGUUAAGGUGUGGUGGUGUGGUUAUAUGUAGCAAUGCAGUGGGUGCACUAAUAAUCUAGAGAAGAUUAUUUCAGUCCCAACUUGGGUGAGUUUGAGAAUUUAAUUUCAGUGCAAAGAACACGAUGUUGGGAAAUAGGUGUCAAUGAAGGCAGCCAUGACAUUGUCAAAUUGUCAGAGAAGCUCUUUCCCUGGUGUCCUUUAGGGAAGGAAACCUAUUGUUUUUUUUCUGAGCUGUCCUAUAUGUGACUCCAGCCUCAAGCUAAUAAUCUCCCAGUCGUGCAGCCCAGCAAGCUGCACAGUGCAUUGGACUGUUUCCUUCAAAGGAUAAGAAAAGUCAGGCAAUAAAUGUUGCCCUUGUAAGUGAGGCCUCAUGAGAAUGAAUCAAAUUAGCCUCUGAUUAGAUGGCUUGUUUUGAGAUUUACAUUUGUCAUCUUCAAGGGUAUGACAGCUAUUGACAAGGGCCAAGACUUUGAGAUCCACAUUGGAAGUGAGUGACAAGUGUACAUUGUGAAUCUGAAUUGUACAUCUUUGGCUGCUGGAUUGAAACAGCCCAGGCUGGUACAGUUUUGGAAAUCAGGCCUACUUUAAAAAAAAACUGAUGCAACCAAAGGUUGGAAAGGAAAAUGUAACUCAUUUGUCAAUUUCAAAUAAGACACACAAUUUAAAGUGAGAGCACGCACACACACAGAUGUAACCUAAUUGUGAUGACUAAUGGCAAGUUAUAGGUUUGCCUGAUUUAAGGAAUACUGAAUACAGCCUCAGCUCCAAGUAAAAGUGGGUACUAAUGAAACUAAUACCUUCCUGAACCCAUAUCAUCUCAUUUUAUUAGUGUGAGCCUCUGUCUGCAUCAGCCCCAUCAAUGAGGAAUAUUCCUAGCCAUUCCAAGAAAUAUUUUCUACCUAAUACGAAAAAUACAAAAACUGCAAAGGGCAACAAUAUUUUAACAAGAAGAUUCUGAUGUCUCCGGAUUCUGGAGUUGAAUGAUCUAAACGCAUGGAUUAGAAGGAACUUAGAAUUCCAUGAUGGACCCAUCAUCUUUGGAGCCCAAUCUCACUGAACCAGGACACUCGGUGACAAUGUGCAUUUGUUAGUGAAAGCUAAUAAGUUAGAAAUGAGCUGUAAGUCUAAAGAACUGCCUGUACAUUGGGAAACCAACAUUGCUCCAAGGAAUCUCUGUAAUCAAUCCUGUUCCCAGAUUUAGAAGGUAUUCUUCGCCAGUUCCUCGGUGCUAUUUUGCUAGCAGAUUGCACCAGAGCAUCACAGAACAGGAGUGAAGGGGCUUCGGGUGGUGUCUCUAUGUGCAACAUCAAGUCAAUCUCUGUUCAGCUAGAAAAAAAGCACAAUGUAAUACAGGAAUUGCUAGCAUCUUUUCAAGUGCCUGAGAAACAUCAACCCAUUUCUUAAAUUGUUUUCUAAGCUCUUAUUGUUGCAUUCAAAUAUCAUUGUCUUUUUCAAAGCUGUUUUAGCUGGUCUGUGCAGGCUGUACGUUCUAUCUGUGGUUUAUGUUUUCUUUUGUCUGAUCUCCACGUAAGUGUUAUAGACUGCCGAAGAGUUAAUUUGACAAACAUGCUAAUGUAGAGAUAGGUUAGUUUGUUUAAAAGAGUUUUUGCAUGGGCUCUUUCGUUUCACAUUUUUAUCUGAAGAGCCUGUGGUCACGAAUGUUUCAAAUUACGAACAAUGGAGCAGGCCUUGCCCAUCUUCAGCUGUCAUUGAUAUUCCUAAACGUGCUGCUGUCUCAACAGCAACACUGGAUUUUGUAAACUUCAAUUGCUGACUUGCAGGCUUGGCAUUCUAUCUAUCACAGGGUCUUUACAUUAAAAUGGUAUGGAGUUUCAUUU